This is a messenger RNA of Closterium sp. Yama58-4, 2193 nucleotides long. Lineage: Eukaryota; Viridiplantae; Streptophyta; Zygnematophyceae; Desmidiales; Closteriaceae. The record is from the annotation of a GenBank genome assembly.
AUGCCCGCGCGCGUGGUCUGUCUCCCGACGACGCGGGCAGCAAGCGGAGCGUCGCACGACGAGUUCGGCGCGACGUGGCAGGUCCUACUCGAUACUCUCGCUCAGUCGGGCCAUUCUGGCUUUAAAGCGCUUCUGCAGCUUUCUGCUGUCAGCAGCGCCAUCAGCGGCGUGCUCGACGGCGCGCCGUUCACGGUUUUCGCGCCGUCCGACGAGUCGCUGGUCAGGCUGCCCGCCGCGCUUGCCGCCACCUUACGGAACCCGUCCCACGUCGCGACCCUCCGCCAAGUCAUGAUGUACCAUUUCGUUCGCCACAAGAUCUCGCGCUUCGCGUGGGAGGGGCCCUGGCGAACCGUGCAAGGCGAGAGCCUCGUCCUACACCUGGAUAGUAACGCGAGCUUCACUGUAUCGGAUGUGCCUGUAUUGGAAUACGCCGCCGCAGUCUCGACGAGCUUCGUAGUGCACGCGACGGACGGGCUUCUGUUCCCCCCCAGCACCCGCGCGCACGUCAGUCGCGCCCAGGGCCCCGCGCGGGAGACAGCUCGGCUGGCGGAGGCACGCGCGGCAGCGCAAAGUGAGGUCCCCUCGACGGGAGGAGGGGGAAGCGGAGCAAGCGGCGAGGAGGACUACACGGAGGAGUACGCGGAGGACUACGAGGAGGAUGUGUGGCGGCGGGAGGCGCUCCAGCAGUACAACUCGCUGUACCUCUACGCUCCUGCUCCUGCGCCCGCCACAUCAUCCUCGUCUCUUUCAGCGGGAGCGAUCGCGGGGAUUGUGGUGGGGUGUGUGGCGGGAGUUGCCUUGGUGGCUGCGCUCCUCUAUUACCUGCUCGCUUCCCGCCACAACAAGCACAGUCCCUUCAGGUCACUGGAAGACCCAAAAGAAGUUCCAUCCAAGGCAGAACCAGCACCGGCUGAAGAUGCUGCCACCGCUGGUGCUGGUGCUGGUGCUGGUGCUGGUGCUGGUGCUGGUGCUGGUGCUGCUGCUGGUGCUGCUGCUGGUGCUGGUGCUGCUGCUGCUGCUGCUGCUGCUGCUGGUGCUGGUGCUGGUGCUGCUGCUGGUGCUGCUGCUGGUGCUGCUGCUGGUGCUGCUGCUGGUGCUGCUGCUGGUGCUGGUGCUGGUGCUGGUGCUGGUGCUGGUGCUGGUGCUGGUGCUGGUGCUGCUGGUGCUGCUGGUGCUGCUGGUGCUGGUGCUGGUGUUGGUGCAGCAGGGCCGUCGAACCAGUCUGUGGAGGUGAUGGCGUCCAAGAGCCACAGCAACCUGGUGCAGCUGCUGGGCCACUGUGUGGAGCACGUGCAGGCCACCAGGUGGACGGAGCAGAUCCUCAUCUACCGCCUCAUGCCCAACGGCAGCCUCGAGCGCUGGCUCCGCAAGGACCCCGCCACAACGCUCACCCUGGCGCAGCGCUUGGAUGUGCUGAUCGGCGCGGCGCGUGGGGUGGAAUACCUGCACAGCUUCGGCAUCAUGCACCGCGACAUCAAGCCCGCCAACAUCCUGCUGGACGAGCACAUGCACGCCAAGGUGGCGGACUUUGGGCUCGUGCGCGUCAGCGAGGGCACCGCCGUGCACUCCACGCGCAUUCAGGGCACGCCGGGCCGCGUGGACCCGGCUUACACUCGCACCAACAAGGUCACCACUGCGUCGGACGUGUACAGCUUUGGGAUUGUGAUUCUGGAGGUCAUCGCUGGGAGGCUAUUGCCGUCCGACACAGUCCUGAACGACAGUAACAUCAUAAACUGGGUGAGGGACACCUUGCAUGACUCCCAUCUGUGGUCGCUGCAGGACCACCGUGGUGGCUUUCAUGCUUCGCUGCAUCCAUCUCAUUCCUGCCCGCCCAACUUUGUCUUGUCCUCAACCUCCCUGCCGUCCAUCUUCCUCCCUCCGCCACGCCAGGCCAAGAAGGCGCUGGAGACCAAUGAUCUGUCGUGCCUCAGGGAUGCCAACCUGCACCCGCCCGUGCCCGACGACAUCCUGCUGCGCGUUGUGCGCCUGGCCGUUCACUGCACGCUUGAGGAAACUGCUAGCCGCCCCAACAUGUGGCAAGUGUGCAGCGAGCUCAUAGGCAUCCGUGAGGAAUGCUUUGGCGCGGGCGUGAACAAAGCUGCGCACAGGGUGGAUGACGAGGUGCGCUGGCAGCAGGCUCAGGUGGCUGUUCCACUGGACGAACAGCUGGACCUUGUCCGGCAGAUGGGUUGA